UGCCAUAUUUACUGUCCAAUCAGAAGCCGCAAAACUCUGAAGCCGGCCGGGCGACGGAGAGGCAGUUCUCAGUUAUUGCAGUGAUAUCUUCGCGUUCUCCAGUUCCGGUGGUGAUUUCUUUCGUCUUUGCAUUCAUCCAAAUCAACUCACAAUGUCGUCCCACGACAAUCAAUUCUCUAGAAACAAGAGGAGAAAGUUGGACAGUGCCCCGGAGGGCGAAGAAAUUCCUGUCACCAUUACCUCUCACACUCAACUCCGAACUGCACUGACCUUCCAGCAAAACCCUGCCGAAUCUAAGCAAGGACUACGAAAAUUCAAGGACUUUCUCACUUUAAUCGUGCAGGCAGAGACCGAGGCCGAGAAAGCCAAAAAGUUCCGCAUUCUCAAAGCGUACUGUGAUUCGCAGUUCUCGCAGACUAAUGAAAAUGAGGCCGUCUGCUUCCCGGACCUGGUCCAGACCUGGGGGUUUGCCGAUAGCAACAACAACGAGUCGUUACUGACCACGGUUCCUGCCGUCCUCGCUCAAUUCUUCAAGACCAUCUCCACCAAUCUGGAAUUUCGGGACUUCGGCGUAGCAUUAUGCAAGUAUCUCUUGCAAAAGGAGCAGCUGAAGCUGUUCAACCGCGGCUUGACUGCGGUCAAAUCAAAGGAGCAUCUCAUCUCUCCCUGCCUGCGUCUCUUGACGGAAAUGGUUACCUUCGACGGAGGUGCUGUCGCUCGCCAGGUCUACCAGGCGCGGCACGUGACGUUCAAACGCAUCGAGUUCUUCCUGACCCCGAACAAGGCUCAGUUGGAAGAAAUGGCCGAGGAUGGACACAAGUCUACUUUGCGAAGGAACGCUCAAAAAUAUGUCCUCGCGAAUUUCAAGUUCCAGCACGCCAACUCCAAAAGUGAUAUCAUUGAACAGCACAAGGUGAUCAGAGCAUUCUUCGAAUAUAUCAGGAAAGAUCCCCGGGACAUUGUUCUUGAAAUCCUCCAAUCCAUCGAAAGAGAUGUCAUUCGCGAUACGGCCAUCCCUCGCCACGCCAAGACGAAGUUCUUCAGCCGAUGGAACCUUGAGCGACUUGUGACCCUGUAUGGCUAUGACCGCGAGUCAGAGGAGCCCAACCCAGCUGGCGUCUCAACGGCGAAUGAGGUUCACAAGAUCUUGAUGAACAUUUGCACGAAUUCUGAUCUUGGCGUUCUGCUGCCUGAAACCGGCUGGUACCCCACUGGCAGCGACCCUGAAACCUUGCCGACGGACGACGAUACCCUGAUUGAUCUGGGCCUGGAUUCAGCAGUCUAUCUCGACAAGUACAACAAGACUGUGCCUGUGCGGAAUGGAACACUGUCUUAUCUGAUCCAGGCUCUCCGUCCGGAUGCAGAUAGUCUUCAGAUCGAGCUUCUCGUUGCGAUCUUUAAAGCGGCACCAGAGCUGGUAGCCGACUUUUUCACUAAGAAGACCAUGUUUAUCGCGGAUCCCAAACCUACUCCCUCCUGGAUGGCGGAGUCUGCCCUUCUGUUCUCCACUGUCCAACUUCCAGUUCCCUCAAAUUGUGGUUACAAGGAAAAAUCACCUCCGAUGCCACCGCCAGUCUCGGUGGUCAUCGAGAACGUUCUCCCUCGCCCUCUCUCACAGAAGAUCCUGAGUCGCUGCCUGAACAUGAACACGGAGAUCGUCACACUCUUCGCCGUGAGGAUUCUUACGAUCGCCUUCAACAAACUGCGGGCUGUCUUAAAGAUAUUCAACUCUGACCAUGGCGUCAGCCAGUCGCUCUGGAUGCAGGCGGCCAGCAAACUGAUUGCUGAGUUCUGCAGGAGGUGCCCGGCUGUCAAGGAGGUCAUCGUCUUGUUCAAGAGAACGGCCAAGGAAGAUCUACAGCAACAAGAGGCGGUAUCGGAGCUUCUUGCAUGCUAUUAUGAGAUCGUUCCAGAUGCUGCGUUGGAAGAAGGAUUUGAUGUUUCAUUGGUCAUGGUUGACAUCCUGAAGAAACUAGACGAGCAGAAUCUUGAUACAGACGACACCGAACUUCUGUUGAGUGAAUUGCAAAAUCUGCUCAAGAUCACCCAGCAGUCUUCAUCAAUGCGCUGGUGGCAACAGCCUGCAUCUAUGCAAUAUUCGGCUUUCACCUCCAUCUUGAAAGUUCUAGUCCAAGCCUCGUCGCGAGAGUCCUUGAGUGAGAUUGACAGUCUACUCCGAAAGGUACUCAAUGAGUAUUCGAUUAUUCAGAAUGACUCCAUCUUUCCGUCCAUCUUAUCUAGCUUUGAGACUACCGACCUGGACAAGCUUCAGCAGCAAUUGUCUUUCUUUGAUAACUGUGUUUGCCGUAUUGCGAAGAAGCCUGUCCAUUAUCAAGACCUACUUGAAACCUCAUUCCCAGAGGUGUCGAAGCCUGUGAGUCUCAUAUUGGCUGCUGUUCUCGAGCAGUGGCCGUUCGUGGUGAAGGCUGGCGAUAAAGCCGUGGAACUCGCCGUGAGUGCUUGGGUUGCCAAGCUGCUCGCGAGCUUGAAACGCGCUGGGGAAGACUCUAAAGCCUUGAAAAUCGCUCGAGACACGUUGAUGGACGGCACCGAGAACAAGAAAUCCAAGUCGGCUUUGAAGAAGGCGUGGAAAGAGAGCGAAGAGCCGGAAAAUGACAAUUCCGGGGAAGUCCGUCCAUCUACGCAAGAUAAAUUGGCCACCGAAACCAGUGGGCAACCGGAGGUGGACUUGGAUGAGAUCUUUGGCACAUUGCCCGUCGAGGGCACCACUCACAACGAACUCUACCGAUGGGAGAAGGAUGAAAUCGACGUGGCAAUCGAACAGGGUCGUAUUGCGGAACUGAUGCUCUGCCUAUGCUCAGCGCACGAAGAAGUCCGCAGACAGGCAUUUGCGAAUGUGACUCGCUUUAUGGCGAAGCUUAAGGACUCCAAAUAUGUCGAAUGGCGAUCCGUUUACAUCCUCACGGGUGAGCUUCUUGAAACCGUCAAACAAAUCGGUCUCGAGUCUCCUGUGCCGUGGAUUGUAGGAGAAUGUGCCUCUAGCUGUCUCGAUGUCCUGACCAACCCAAUGCACAAACUGUAUGGGAAGGUCAACAAGUUCCUGCAGAAAGCGCCUUCUUGGGAGCUAGAGAAGAUCCCCUCUUUUUGGAUUGACAAGAUCUUGUUGCAUGAGCCUGAGCUCGAUGAUGGCUACUUUGAAGAGACUGGGUGGCUAUUCGAUCUACUCAUCAAAGGUCUCCGCACUGAAGUGGACAUGGAUAUCUAUCGCCGGGCCAACGUCUUUGAACGAUCCCUCUCAUAUUAUGAAGCACCAAGUGCAGCCCACUCGGUCAAGAGAAAGAUCCUGCAACUUCUUUAUCGCACAACCCAAGUGCAGGGUAGUACGACGCUGAUUACGAGGGCGGGCAUUAUGAGCUGGAUUCAGAGUCAGAUCCCAGCCGUGACGGCUAAAGAGACGCCCACGUUCACGGCGAUUGCCCACAGCCUGCAGCGAACCUCUGACAGCGACCGGGUGGAAAAAUGGAGUGGAGGUGCCGUGCUGAAAGCGGUUGAGAACAUUGUGGGUUAAGGGACUACCGGUUGGGAUAUUAUAAUAGUUGUAUAUGCUUCGAU
This is a messenger RNA of Aspergillus aculeatinus CBS 121060, 3573 nucleotides long. RefSeq names its product NPA1/URB1 family protein. Gene Ontology annotation, cellular component: nucleolus. The transcript is spliced from 5 exons. Gene Ontology annotation, biological process: maturation of LSU-rRNA from tricistronic rRNA transcript (SSU-rRNA, 5.8S rRNA, LSU-rRNA); maturation of 5.8S rRNA from tricistronic rRNA transcript (SSU-rRNA, 5.8S rRNA, LSU-rRNA). The record is from RefSeq and is a predicted model, not a curated record. NCBI's taxonomy places the organism in Eukaryota, Fungi, Ascomycota, Eurotiomycetes, Eurotiales, Aspergillaceae. Bases 152 to 3529 code for a protein of 1125 amino acids.